Kwoniella shivajii is the source of this 291-nucleotide messenger RNA. RefSeq lists its product as uncharacterized. Gene Ontology annotation, cellular component: MICOS complex; mitochondrion; mitochondrial inner membrane. The coding region runs from base 1 to 291 and encodes 96 amino acids. The transcript is spliced from 6 exons. The record is from RefSeq and is a predicted model, not a curated record. NCBI's taxonomy places the organism in Eukaryota, Fungi, Basidiomycota, Tremellomycetes, Tremellales, Cryptococcaceae.
AUGUCAGCUCCCGCUACCGUCCCUACCGCUCCUGCACCAAUCGCUGCACCUAUCCCCAGCGAAGACCAAAUUGCCAGGAAGUUCGAUAAUUGCGUUGCCGACCUUCUCGUCAAUGCUGGUCUCGGUUUUGGUGUUGGUGUAGUUGCUUCUGUACUCCUUUUCCGACGACGAGGAUGGCCUGUAGCUCUCUCCACUGGUUUCGGUGCCGGUGUCGCUUACUCAAAUUGCAACUACUCCCUUAACCCCUACGUCCUUCCCGGAACCAAGAUUCUUCCAUCCAACAGGUCAUAA